Lycium ferocissimum is the source of this 3651-nucleotide messenger RNA. RefSeq names its product E3 ubiquitin-protein ligase UPL5-like. Gene Ontology annotation, molecular function: ubiquitin-protein transferase activity; protein binding. NCBI's taxonomy places the organism in Eukaryota, Viridiplantae, Streptophyta, Magnoliopsida, Solanales, Solanaceae. The record is from RefSeq and is a predicted model, not a curated record. Gene Ontology annotation, biological process: protein polyubiquitination; proteasome-mediated ubiquitin-dependent protein catabolic process; positive regulation of protein catabolic process.
AAUAUUUAUCAGUCAUGAAACUCACUACUCCACCGUUUGUAACGAAACUCAACUCCACCGUUUUCCCACAAAUUCUGAGAUUUCUACGUUGUCCUAAAACCCUUUAAACUUCACUUCACCAGUCAGUGAUGUAUCGACGCCGUAAACAACCGCACCCGCAACGCAACAACAAGCGUAAAUUUGAUCAAACAGGUAGCUCUGAUGAAUCCUCAGCCCUUUGUUCUUCCCUUAUAAAAAAGCGAAAAGACCAAAUUCAAGUUCAAUUCUUUGUCCGUUUGUUUCCUGGAAACAAAACCCUAGUUAUUCAAGCCAAAUCUACGGACCUAGUAGAAUUCAUUCAUUACAAAAUCAUGUUGAUCACCGGUAUACCGGUCGAAGAGCAGCGGUUAAUUUACAGGGGAAAACAGCUUGAGUGUGAGCACACUUUAGCUGAAUGUGGGGUGCAACACGACAGGAGUAUGCAACUCGUAGGUCGAAUGCGGAGCACAAAUCAUCAUCAGGCUUGGAAAAUUAUUAAUGAUAUAAUUUCGAUUGUUUCCGGUAUUUUGAAUGGAGAUUAUCCUUGUUUUCCUUCGGUCUUGGAUCGUAUAAUGGUGUUGCUUACACAGUUUACAACUAUGACCCCUGUGGAUAAAAUUGAAAAAUCCUGUGAACAUAUCGAAUUAUUUGUUUCGUCGUUGGCUCCUGCGGCUCUGGUAAUGCUUUAUAUGUCUCCGGAUAGUUAUAGAAGAUUUACUGUUGAUGAAUGCGUUCGGUCGUUUGUUAAUUCAUUUAAGAUUAUGUUGCCUGCACCUUUGUACAAUGUAUGUAAUCCUAUAGUGUUAGAGUUUUGUAUGCUACUUGGAGACGCUGCUGGGCUUGAUGAUGGGUUGUAUAAUUUUUGUCGGAGUAGUUUAGGGGUAUCAGUAGAGUCGAUUGGGAUCACUACUGAGGAGUUUUUAGUGAAAAAGGAACAAAUUGUUUCCUCUGAAUGCUUAGUCGGUUCUCCUGUCAGGAUGCUAACUCAGAUUCAGUUCUUUGUCCGUUUGCUUCCCGGAGGCAAAUCGCUGGUUAUCCGAGCCCAUUCUAUGGCCCCAGUGGAAUUCAUUCACUAUAAAAUCAUGUUGAUCACCGGAAUACCCACGGCAGAGCAACGGCUAAUUUACAGGGGAAAGCAGCUCCAGUCAGAAAAAACAUUGGCAGACUAUGGUAUCCAGAAGGACGAAAGCCUGCAACUUGUUGGUCGAAUGCGGAGCACAAAUCAUCCUCAGGCGUGGCAGCUCAUCGAUGACUUGAUUUCACUAGUCCUCGAUAUUUUGGGAAGCAAUUAUCCUACGACUCUUUCGGACACGCAUCAUAUCACAAAGAUGCAUGAAUUUCUCACCAUGACUCCAAAGGAUAAUAUUGGCAAAGCCUCUCAACACCUCCACAUAUUCAUCUCCUCAUCGGCUCCUGCAGCUCUAGUAAUGCUUUAUAUGUCUACAGAAAAAACUAUCGAAUUUACUGCUCAUUAUUCCAUUCGUACCUUUAUCAAUUCAUUGAAGAGUGAAUUGCCUAAGAACACAUACAAUGCAUGUGCUCGAAUACUGUUAGAGUUCUGUAAGCUACUGAGAGGGGCUGCUGGGCUUGAUGAUCGUUUGUAUAAUUUUUGUCGGAGUAGUUUAGGGCCUAUAGUAGAGUCCAUUGGGGUCGCGAGGUGCAAGGAUACUAAGGAGUUAUUAGCAUUAAAGUAUGUUUUUCCAUUUGUACGUGAUGUAGUAGUAGCUGAGUUAUCCCAUGAUUUGGAAUUGAGUAUCGAAUCAGUUGAGUCUAUGGAGUUAUCAGUGAGCACUGUGCGUGAUUUUACUGAGUAUAUGUCUUUGGUGAGGAAAGUGUUGCAACUACCAUUUGGCUUUCCAAUUAGCUUGCCGUUGAAAAAGGAUGGCACCAGUGAAGCAGUAUGUGACAGAGAGUACACUGAACGUUUGCAUCGUGUUUUAUAUGAUUUGCAUCGUAUUCUGUAUGAUUUGCUAGACAAAAUGGAGUUGUGCUUGAGGAAACUGGAAGACCUGUUGGGAUUGAAAGAUAAAGGGAAAACCAAGCUUAUUGUUUCCUGGUGUUCUCAGUAUCUUGUAAUUCUGAAGGAGUUAAAUAGCAUUUCAAAACUGUUUAAGGGCUUGGAGAAUGUCUUUUGGCAGAAGAUGAGGCAAAGAAAGGUUUCGCUGUGCUUUUUGAUUGUGACAUUUGCAAAAAGAUGUGACGAUUGUCGGUGGGUUAUUGAGCACAAAGAGGUAACCAAUUUCGAGGUAAGGAGACAUUUCACAAUGAUGAUACUUCGAGAAGUUAGAAACCAGGCGAUGCUUGAGAUGCUCAUUGAUAGGUCCCAGUUGUUGGAAGAAUCAUUUGAGUACAUUGGACAAGCGCAUCCUGUAUUGCUGCGAGGUGAUCUAUUUAUGGAAUUCAAACAUGAAGAAGCUACUGGGCCUGGAGUAUUGAGAGAGUGGUUUUUCUUGGUAUGUCGAGCGAUCUUCAAUCCUCAGAAUGCUCUCUUUGUUGCUUGCCCAAAUGACCGGAGAAGGUUUAUCCCAAAUCCAGCAUCUAAGGUGGAGCCAUUGCACCUUGAGUAUUUCUGCUUCUCUGGUAGGAUGAUUGCAUUGGCUUUAAUGCAUAAAAUACAGAUUGGCGUUGUGUUCGAUCGUGUAUUCUUUUUACAAUUGGCUGGAGAGAAAAUAUCAUUGGAAGACAUUAGGGAUGCAGAUCCUUACUUGUACAGUAGCUGCAAGCAAAUACUGGAGAUGGAUCCUGAGAUGGUGGAUCAAGAUACACUAAGCUUGACAUUUGUUUGUGAAGCUGAAGAGUUGGGGUCCAGGAAAAUGGUCGAGCUUUGCCCCAGUGGGAAAGAUACCGUCGUGAACAGUAAGAAUAGGAAGGAGUAUGUUAAUCUUCUUAUUCAACAUCGGCUUGUCACAUCAAUUGCUCAGCAGAUAGCCCAUUUUUCGAAAGGUUUUGCUGAUGUAACUACCUCAAGUCUCCGAACUUCCUUGUUUCGGAGUUUAGAUCUUGAAGAUCUUGACCGGAUGCUUGAUGGGAGUGGAAGUGCUAUUUCUGUUGAAGACUGGAAAGCACAUACAGAUUACCAUAGCUACAACGAAAGUGAUCGUCAAAUAUCCUGGUUCUGGAAGAUAGUUGGGCGUAUGUCUGCUGAACAGAGAAAGGUGCUCCUUUUCUUCUGGACUUCCAUUAAAUAUCUACCUCUAGAGGGUUUUGGUGGUUUGGCUUCUAGACUUUCCAUUUACAAAACCUCGGAAUCUUGUGAUCACUUGCCUUCUGCACAAACAUGCUUUUACCGCAUGCGCUUUCCUCCUUAUCGAUCAAUGGCUGUGAUGAGAGAUCGACUCCAUGUAAUCACCCAAGAGCAUGUUGGUUGCAGCUUUGGUACCUGGUGAUGUGUGCCAAUUUUGGGAUUAUAUUGAACUUGCACAUAAUCAGCUUGUAAAUGAAGCUUGUAUAUGCUUACCUAUUUAAAACUUUGGUCUUUUUAUGGUCUAUUAUACUUUCAACUCAAUGCAUCACAGACUGACGAGUUUAUGACAAGUUAGAAGAACUAAUUAAACUUGGCUUACUUCUUGCUUCCCUUCCUUUUUAUAGAAUAUAGAGGUAUAGGAUCUAUUAAUAAAGAAAAAAGUUCCAGUC